Protopolystoma xenopodis is the source of this 204-nucleotide messenger RNA. The record is from the annotation of a GenBank genome assembly. NCBI's taxonomy places the organism in Eukaryota, Metazoa, Platyhelminthes, Monogenea, Polystomatidea, Polystomatidae.
AUGCGGUCUACAACAACUGCUCAAGCAAUUCAGGCAAAAGUAUCAACAAAGCCCAGUUGGCCUUUGGCCAAAGUGGCGUCUGAAGCUAUACGGUCUUGCGGACAGUUUGCAGAAGAUAAGCCAGCCUUAAUCGGAGUCGAGGAGGAGGAGGAGGAGGAGGAGGAAGUUAAAAAUGGCUUCAACUUUCAACCAAAGCAAAAAUGA